Schistocerca gregaria is the source of this 7277-nucleotide messenger RNA. Its product is annotated as armadillo repeat-containing protein 5-like. The coding region runs from base 1076 to 3808 and encodes 910 amino acids. Gene Ontology annotation, molecular function: protein binding. The record is from RefSeq and is a predicted model, not a curated record. Gene Ontology annotation, cellular component: cytosol. NCBI's taxonomy places the organism in Eukaryota, Metazoa, Arthropoda, Insecta, Orthoptera, Acrididae. The transcript has 12 exons. Gene Ontology annotation, biological process: anatomical structure morphogenesis.
UUACAUUAUUUUUUGCCACCCCUAAUACCAGGGAAAAAAAGAAGAGAGCUUAUUAGGAACGACUAUGUUCUUCUAUUAUCGAAAGUGGAAAGAAAAUUCGAUCGGAAGCGGCAUUUGGAAAAUGGGAUUUUGAGAGGCAUAUGGUUCAAUCUUCAAUGAAAUAUUUCUGUCAAGGUAGUGACUGCUAGUCUUCUCAGAUUUGUCAGUCGGGUUGUUUGAUCCACUUUUGAAAAACUACUGUGUUCCCCUCUUUAUAACAGUCACCUGCCUCUCGAAUGAAUCACAGGCAGUGUGACACGGAAAUGUCUGACAUACCUACUGAAACAAUAAUUCAGCCUUAACAUAGGGAUAUGAAGCGAAUGUAAAAUAAACCUGACGUUAAAAUCUAAACACUAAGAAAAUAGUUCCUUCGUCCGUUCUUAUUAGUUCUAAAAUGUGUUACCGUGAAAAUAAUUUACAGGUUUAUGUAAGUUACCCAUUGCAAUUAAAACUGCUUUUGUCGCUGCGAAAACAGUUGAGACCUUGCAUUUUCGUUAGCACAAUUUGUUUCAACACACUGAUUUCCGUAACCCUUGUGAUGUUUGUAUCUUAACUAAGUGUUGAUGUUUACUGCUUGCCAACAUUACAAAUAACAUAUCUCAUGUAAAUAGUACUAAUUGGAUUAUUUGUAUCUAUUGUAAUUUUUAAUUGUAUACCUGUCUUAUCAUACGGAGUGAAGACAGAUAUAGAUAACAAAGAAGAUUGUAGAAAGUAUCUAGAAAGUCGUAUAACAUGUACCGCAUCGAUGCGUCAUCUAAAGGGUUUUUCCAUGUAGAGGUUGGCAUACGUACUAUACCGUAAAACUUUAUUAAUUUUGAGGUUAAUUCUCGAAAAAAGUUGUUUUCGUUAUUUUUUUGAAAAACACAUGUACCUUAAAUUCAUAAUAUAAUAUCACACGAUAUUAUUAAUUAACAUAUUUCGAGCGUACUUGAUUUUGCAUACCAGAAAGUGUUAUUUCCAACUAUCUUGAAGCCAUCGACUUACAGACUUUAUGACGAUUAUGUUGGAAUUAUUCUAGAAUUUAUAGUAACGAGAAAUGAGUACAGCAGCAGCUAAAUAUUUCUCAAAAUUGAAGUCGACGUCCGAUUCUGAGGUGUACAAGACUUUAUUAGAAAUUCGGAAGAAUGUGUCCAACACGAAAGGAGGUGUCGAGCUUCUUCUAGACAAUAAAGUUAUUCAGAUUUUAGUUCAUUAUUUGCGUAAACCAAACGAGAACAUCGUAGACGUAUGUUUAAGUAUUUUGGGGAAUGCGUGCUUACAGAGGCCUGCACGGAACCAGGCAUUAGACGCAGGAGUGUCAGAAGCUCUUGUUCAGUUACUGCGGCAAGAGGAACAGAGGGAUAGUAUUCGAGGAAGAGCUUGCCGUCUUGUGGGGAACCUUGCACAGGACCGCACGUUGGCAGACAGACUGCACCGUGCUGGUAUUUCAUCUGUUCUAGCUCCUAUGAGCGGUUCAGACGGUACUAACUCUUUAGCUACCAUUCAGAUGCUAGUGAGAGCCAUCAGAUUGCUGUGGAGUGUUUCUCAGUAUAGAACAGAGAUGUUGGAACUCAAUUUGGUCCAGAAUGUAGCAGUUCAUUUGAAGACAUCACAGGAAAGUGCUGUGGGGAAAGAACUUGUGAAAGCGGUGCUCAAGGCACUCGCUGUGAUAACAAACCAUUGUACUGAUGUUUGUGCUGAACAGGUACAUGCAGGAUCCUCCAAAUUCACAUCUCUGUUACCACUGGCAGCAGAUCCGACUCUACGAGAAUCAGUUCUUAGUACGGUUUUGAACUUGUGUCACAUAGAAAGUCAUAGGCCUGAAUUGGGAAAUGCUGGAACUGUUGAAAUACUCUUAGAUGCUCUAAUGGAUCCCAGUAUAUCAUACACAGAUCUGCUUUACCAGACUGCCUUUAAUGCCUUGUGCCUUCUGACUCGUGAAUCUGUAAACCGUGCUAAGAUUCGACAUGCUGGAGGACUUGCUGUUCUUUUAAGUGCCUUGCAUCGUGGGACAGAACCAAUAGCAAAUGCUCAGAGGACACAUGCACUCCAUGCUCUAGUACAAUUUGCGUAUGAUGAUCUGGGCAUGACAGAGUUGCUGCAGGCUGGACUUUUUGGAGCACUAUCAACACACCUAGCAGCAUCUGUAGAACGUUGUGGUCCUAAUCAUGGACACAAAAUUCAUGAAAGAAACAGGGAUAGGUCAUCCAGCCAUCAGAGCAACAGAAAGAGAGUCCGUGUUAGCAGCCCAAGCUAUGUUGCUGUCAAGAAAGAGCGAGAGCUUAGCAGGUCGUGGUCAUCAGAUUGUAUGGAUGGCAAUGAUAUUCAGAUGAUAGGAGACUGGAGCCCAACUAGUUCUCAUAGCUUUUGUUUCUCACCGGAUGGACCAUCUUCACCAUCUCCAAGUUCAGCUUCGUCUUCUCCACCACCAACACCAACAGAAUAUGACUGGCCUGAUUUAUACUCUCCUGUAACAGCUGAAUAUAAUGAAAGCAAUGAUGAAGAGGAGAUGGGAAUUCAGGAAUCAUGGAAAGACAUGAUUGAAGACAGUGAAGCUGAUAGUGAUACUGACAUGGGACCUCCAGAGGUACCUCUCCCAUGCAGUGGUAAUGAUUUGGGCUAUAUCCUUGUGUUGCUUUCAAGAGUUUCACAUAUGGACUCACUGUCUGAAGGACAGGCAUUAGCACCUACUCUUGAAACACUGAUAGAUUACAUUGUGCAGAUGGAGACAGCACAGCAUUGUGCUUCCAAGAUUCUUGCUCGUAUAAUAAGAAACAGGAAAUGCUUCUUGCCAUUAGUCCAGCAAGGAUUUGUGCUUUCUGUUCACUGCCGAUGCAUGUUGCCCCGACAUAAAGACUGUGAGAAAUGUUCAGGAGUUGAAGCAUUUGGUGCCACAAUAUUGCAACAAAUAUCUGUACAGGCUGAAUCAUCAUUUGGGACGGGUGAAAUGGAACAUGUUCUACAUUGUGGAGAAAAGGAAGUUCGUGCAGUUCUUGCACUGAGCAUACCUCACAUUAUCAAGAAUACAUCAAAGCUGCGUAAGUUGUUACUUGGAUGCCAUGCACUGGAUAUUAUUCUAUCAAUUUUGGACAGUCAAGAUAUGGAAAAAUGUUUGAAAUAUGCUCCCCACAGCCUCCAUGCUCUAUGCCUUUCACUCAGUAUCAGCAAUCCAGCUGAAAAGAGACAUUUCAAGGAAGCAUUAACAGAAUUUAGUCGCUCAGUUAAUGAUUCUUCGGAGACAACAGGCGACAAAUAUGUGACUAUCCUAUUAGACUGUGGAACAAGAAUAACUGCAGACCGAGAUAUAUUGUGUAGGAGCUCUCCAUUUUUCUCUGCAAUGAUGUCAGAAACAAGCAGUUGGAGUGAAACAGGAAAAAAGGAGAUAACAUUGCAUGAUGUAGCUGCCACACCAUUGAGGCUUCUACUCUCAAUAGCUGUCCAUGGCCAUCCAACAGAAAGCCUCUACAAGAAAGCUGGUCUUACAGAUGUUCUUAAUACCAUUGCUUUGCUUGACAGAUUUCUUUUUGAUGGUGCAGACAAGCUGUGUACAAUGGUUCUGCAGAGAUUCUUGUCACCCAGCUCUGUUGCAUCAGUGUAUUUGCAAGCUGCACAAUGCGGACAACCAGAAUUGAUGACGUGCAUUCGACUAGGUGCGCUGAGAUAUUUACUGAUAGCUAAAAUGCUUCCUACAGAACGACAGCAUUCUUUCAGAUUGUUGCUGCAGUCACAGAAACGAGAUAUUUUUUUGUCUGAUAUUUCAAGGCUUCUUAGAAGUGAACUAACAUGUUAAAACUAUUAUGUAGCUAAUGUUUUUGUGCGUCUUUUACAUAAAAGUUUCUCUCUAGUCUGUCAUAUUGACAGGAAUGUAAAAUACUAAAAUAGCUUAUCUCUUUUUUUUUUUUAUUUUGUUAAGUUUGGUGCUAUGUGAUAAUUUACUGUACCUGAUAUUUGUAACUGAUGUUCCCUGAUACACCUUGUGAAGCCAACCAUUUGUGAGAUUAUGGGGAUCUAUAUGAGACAGGGAGUCUGCUCUUAGGAUGACAUUGUACCUUUUUGAGAAAGUAGUGCACUGUUGCACACAGCUGGCUAAUACAGAAGUUAUUUUAAUAGGAACAUGCUGAGAAGGUUGCAAAUGGAUCCUCAUGUGACAGACAAAAUAUUGAUGUUUGUAAAGGGAAUAUGGGUAAAGGGAAUCUACUUCCAAAUGACUGUUGGAAAAAUGUAGAAAAACAUAAUUUGCAACCUUUUGGACCGAGGGGCUUCUUCUUCUAGAAGAGUGGAAAAGUUUUGAGGGAGGGAGAAUGGCAAGGCUUUGUUCAGUAUUUUCUGUCAGAAAGCCACUGUCUCUUAAUAAAUGAGCAAUCUUUUUUUUUUUAUUAGAUGAAUGUAAUAUUUACAGUUUCUACAGUAAUACAUAAACACAACGCACUGUCUUUUUGUAGUGGAAGAUUACUUUUCCCUUUAUUGUUUUCUUUGUGUUGCAUUCUUUCAAUUCUGUACAUUAACCUUCAUUAUGAUACAAAGUUAGAGCAAAAUAUAAAAGCAUUAGGCCAUUUACUUUUUGUAAUAAUGUGCUAAAGAUAAUAAAAUAGUUGAAAGGUUUCCUUUUUAACACUCUAAAAGAAAAUGUUAGAAAUGUAGUCACACAACACUGCUAUUUUAUUCAGUGAUUUGAUACACCCUUUCGUCUUUGCUACUGGAAAGCAAUGAAUUAUCUGUAGCAGAAUGAUGGUUUAUAUAAAGUGAACAUCAUUCUUUGAAAAUUGAUAAUUUUACAAUUCCUCAUGAUUACUUGACACGUUUUUUAACCAUAUAUUUAUACUUACAGCAAUAUCCCACUCAAACUAUACUGCAUUAUUCUAAAGACAUAUUUUGUAAAUGCAUACAAAGUAUCAAAGUCAGAAGUGUAACUUUUGUUUAGUGGACCUAACAUGAAUGUUGGAAACAUUGUAUGUAAUGAAACUUCACAACAGAUUAAAAGUUUUUGACUAAACAGUACUUGAAUGCAGACCCAUACUUACUUAUUGGAGAGUGAAUGUGUAAUGUUUGAAACAAUUAUGUAGGCUGUGGCUUCAUUGUACCAAUCUGCAUCCUGUCUCCUACAAACUCUAUGUCAGUAAGCUUUGCGAAAGAACCUCUGCACAGUUUGCUAGGAAAGGAGUGCUACAAUAUUGAGGCUUUAGGUAAUGCCAUGGGGCAUGUUAAGGGAACUCUAUUGGUAGAACAUUCCCAGUGAAAGGAAAAGUUUAGUGUUCAAGUCCUGACUUGAUAGCAGUUCUAAUCUGUGAGGAAGAUAAAUAACAACAUUGGAAAUAUAGGGUGGAAUAUGAGCAAUGUAAUGAGUGUAGAAAACUCAUCAACAUGUCAUGUCAGCAGUUUCCCUGUGUUCUAUCUUCCCUCAAGAUUUCUCAAGCUAUCUGUUCCUGUGUACCGCAUGUCAUUACCAGAAUGUAUUGAGACAAGCUUUCUCUGGUGAAAUAUUCCUUCUCCUUCUCCUAGACAUUGCCCUCCAUUUCCUCUUGACUCAUGUUCGCUUCUCCCACACCACUAAAGGCAAUACCUUGCACCUGUUAGGCAGCAAGAUUGGGGCAAUGUAGUUUUUCCAUACAUGUAUGCAUGUAGUCUGAGAAUGAAUACAAGUUUCUCAGCUGAGCUAAUACAUACAAGAUUUUGUUUAUAGGUAUAUCCACCAUUCUGUAUAAGCCUCUGUAACAGAGUGAGCAGCUAUCUGUACUUAUUUCUUUAGUUACAGGUACAUACAUGACUGCAGAGUGAAACUUUCAUUCAGAACUGUCUCUGGUAUCGAGGAUAAGAUAACCAAUAUGUUAAUAAUUUUUCUGUAUUUCAUAUUCUUUACUACAACAGAAACAACAGUCAUUGUCAAAUAUAACAUUUUCACAUUUUCAUUUAAUAAAGGGAGGGGAGAGAGAGAGAGAGAGAGAGAGAGAGAGAGAGAGAGAGAGAGAGAGAGAGAGAGUGAAGAAAAAUUCCACGUCUUCUUUUUUUUUCUCUUUAUUGCUAAAGCCUGAUUACUGCAACAAAAAAUGGAAACCUAAACUUGUUAAUAUAAAUGUGAAAGGCUCCUGUUAUAAAUAUACAUAAAUUUUAUAAGUUAGAGAACAAAGAGAAAAUGAGAAUAUUUAGUGCUGCCAGAUAAGUACAGUGAAUGUGAAGCAAUGGAGGAAACAGGUGAAAAGAAAUGAAAAAAACUUUUUAGUAUAAUUUGGAACACAGAGAUGUGAAUGCGUUACACUGAAGUAUCACUGCAGUUUUUGAGAUGAGCUCACUUUGCUGAAAGUUACCAAAAAGUCAAAGAUCCAAUUGCAAUCUCAAGUGUACCACACACUUUAAAUUUGUCAGGAGAAACCGUUACUUUUGGUACACAACACUAAUUAGGAAAUUUCAUCAGGGCCCCAAUUUUAAGCCUAUGCUAGAUAGUUCUAGAAGUCAUCAAUAUUGCCUGGAGCAUAUGCGCUGCUGCACCAUCAGAUGAAAACCGACAUGGAGUCAGAAAUUAUUAGAGAGAGGUACAGACAGAUAGAAGCUUUGCAUCAGUUCAUUAUGUAUGCUUGGAGAGUUCAGCUGCUAGAAUGCUGUCUAUGGAAGGCAAAUUCUAGAAUAGUGUUCCAGUUUGACCCUCAGUUUUAGUAUAAAAUAGACAGCCAAGAAUCCAGGUAAUUUAUAGGACAUUAUACCAGACAUAUGUAUGAAGAGAAGCAGAUGUUGUUAUUGUUCUUGUUGUUAUUGUGUUGUUAUCUUUUCUUUGCAUUUAUUACUGGAAUUCAUUUGUUUCCCAUAGUCAAUAAUUCUGUGAAAAGGGACUGCUAAAUAUAAUUGUAAUGUGUUUGUUAGUGGGAAACAAAAUGAUAAUUAUUGCUUUAUAAUUUUUAUUGUUGAGGAAAGUGUUUCAGUUUGGUUGGUUGUUUGUUGCAAUAGCUUAUACUAAAGUGAUACUUAAUUGCUUGCUGAGUUAUCCUCGUGAUUAAACUACCCACUUUUUCGAAUGUCUGUCCGACAUUUUCAUUUGUUUGUGUACUUGAAAUGUUUAAUUGAAAUAAAAUGGGCACACAUAUUGUAUAAGGAAGUUUUAUUAGUCUCCAUUGACAGAACUUAUCAGCUGAGCUGUAUAAUUUUACGAAGCACUUUUCCACUAGAAAUUUGCAUGUAACCUGUGCAAUUUUACAAUUAUAUAUAGUUGUACAUUAUUUGUUUGAAUAAAAAUUAUUUAUACAAUUGUUUAGCACUUUCCUCAUUGUUUA